Molecule: messenger RNA, 909 nt
Organism: Diachasmimorpha longicaudata
Lineage: Eukaryota; Metazoa; Arthropoda; Insecta; Hymenoptera; Braconidae
Gene: Pldn
Product: biogenesis of lysosome-related organelles complex 1 subunit 6
Exons: 6
Coding region: 263-721 (152 amino acids)
Biological process (GO): intracellular transport
Cellular component (GO): transport vesicle; BLOC-1 complex
Source: RefSeq, a predicted model, not a curated record
ACCCUGUAUUGUUCCUACGAAUUUCCACGAUGAACCAAUAGCCCAGUGAAACAAAACUCCAGUUUUGACAAGUCAAAUAGAGAUUUAUACUUUUGUCAACAUUUUUUAAUGUGUUAGUCCUCAUUCAGCGUCAAUUUGAGAUCAAAAUCCUGCAUGAGGUGAAUUUUGUGCGGAUACAUUUCGCUCAGCUACUUCAAGACUUCAUUCUAUUUACCAAAAGAACGCCGAGUGCCUGAGGAAAUUUAUUUACUUCGCAAUCACGAUGAUGAUGGAAAUCGGAGAAGCGGCUGCAGCGGAGGUCCAGCCAAAUCUGUCAGAAAUCGAACAACUAGUCACUGUAACUGCAAAUCGAGAUGCACUUGCACGGGGAAUAUUACAAGCAUAUCAGCCUUCCCUGGAACAGAUAAAGAAAGAAUUGGAUGAAUUAUUGAAAAAACAAGACAAUCUCAUUGGAAAAAUGCAAUUCGAAAACAAACAGUUGACUGAGACUGCCGAGGAUGGACAAUGCUGUGCAAUGUACGCUGUGAUUAAAACAUACCAAGACAAGUUGUUUCACAUCAAGAAAGAAAUGGGGAAUAUUCAUGAGAAAACUGUGAAAUUGAAGAAACGCGCCCUCCGUCUACACCAAAUUAAGCAGAAAGGAGUACCGUCAACAGAACAUAGACAAGACGAAGUAUCGCAUUGUGAACAAGAAUCCCAAAGAGAACCACCUUCGUCAUAGUUGGAAAUGUCAUCAAAAACAACCGUAAAAAAUAUUUUCUUGGGAAAGCUUUGAAUAUUUUGUUCUACGAACUCUUUGGAACAGGUUGGGGUUUGAAUUCGCAACGUAAAUCAAUUCCAUUCCACUCAUAUUGAAAGAUAAUGUAUUUAGUUACAAUAAAUGAACAUAAUUAUAUCUGUACAAAUGUA